AUGGAAGCCGAAUGGCUGCUCCUGGCGCUCCGCGGAGCUUUGAAGCUGUGGCUGUGUGAGCUGUGGCUGCUCCUGCUGGGUUCUGGCGUGAACGCGCACUUCUUGCCACAUGAAGAGGACGUUGACUUUAUCAAUGAGUACGUGGGACUCCAUAAUGAACUCCGGGGAGAUGUCUAUCCCGGAGGGUCCAACCUGCGCUUCAUGACCUGGGAUGUAGCUUUAUCACGAACUGCUAGAGCCUGGGGGAAAAAAUGUGUGUUUAAACGAAAUACUCAUUUAGAAGACAUACAAAUGUCCCACCCUGUAUUUAACGGUAUUGGUGAAAAUAUGUGGGUUGGCCCUGAAAAUGAGUUUACUGCAAGUAUUGCCAUCAGAAGUUGGUUUGAAGAGAGGAAAAUUUAUAAUUUUGAAAAUGACAAUUGCUCUGGUAACUGUUCUCAUUACGUUCAGCUUGUUUGGGACAAGUCUUACAAAGUUGGUUGUGCUGUUACCCCAUGUCCAAGAAUUGGAAAUAUUGUGCAUGCAGCACUUUUCAUAUGCAAUUAUGCACCAGGAGGAACUCUAACCAGAAGGCCUUAUCAAGAAGGAGUAUUUUGUACUCGAUGUGGCAUUCGUGACAAAUGCACAGACCGUCUCUGCAGUAACGCCGAUCGUGACCAAGCCACAUAUUACCAAUUUUGGUAUCCAAGUUGGGAAGAUCCCCGGCCAGUUGUGUGUAAUCCAGUGUGUGUGUUUAUUUUAUUACUGAGAAUAGUGUGUUUUCUGCUAAGUGUCUUAAUUGUUACCAUAGUACAGCCUCAGUUUCCAAAUAUCUUGUUGGAAAGACAGAUGGUAUUUACCCCUGAAGGCUCUGAAAGAAGGAAAAAGACCCUACAAACACAGACAAAAGAAGUGGAGAAAGAAGGGGAACAGGAAAUUGGUGAAGAACAAGAGGAAGGAAAAUCGUCAGAGGAAGAGGAAGAGGAAGAAAAGGAGGAAGAUGUAUCAGAAACUUAA
Dipodomys ordii (Ord's kangaroo rat) is the source of this 996-nucleotide messenger RNA. It is a transcript of the gene Glipr1l2, whose product is annotated as GLI pathogenesis-related 1 like 2. Lineage: Eukaryota; Metazoa; Chordata; Mammalia; Rodentia; Heteromyidae. Bases 1 to 996 code for a protein of 331 amino acids. The record is from RefSeq and is a predicted model, not a curated record. The transcript is spliced from 6 exons.